This is a messenger RNA of Falco peregrinus (peregrine falcon), 2582 nucleotides long. It is a transcript of the gene NEIL3, whose product is annotated as nei like DNA glycosylase 3. Gene Ontology annotation, molecular function: zinc ion binding; DNA-(apurinic or apyrimidinic site) endonuclease activity; damaged DNA binding. The transcript is spliced from 10 exons. Gene Ontology annotation, cellular component: nucleus. Gene Ontology annotation, biological process: base-excision repair. The coding region runs from base 396 to 1898 and encodes 500 amino acids. Lineage: Eukaryota; Metazoa; Chordata; Aves; Falconiformes; Falconidae. The record is from RefSeq and is a predicted model, not a curated record.
AAUUUUCUUGAGCGGUCAUGAAGUUUACUCUGCCCAUUCUUACUUCAAAUGCAGCGGAGAAAGGAACAUUUUCCUUGUGUAAACUGGGACUGACUGCAAAAACCUGUUAAAUAUUGACUUUUUAAAGGCUAAAACUAACUGCCAGUUGCGCAGUAAGUCAGUCUUCCAAGAAAAUAUACUUGCGAGGGUGUUUGAGAGAGUACCAGGGAGCCUGCAACAGCUGGUGAGGUAUCCGAGGGCAGUACGCGCUGACACCUAAGAACACGACUGCUGCAAGUGAGGAGAGAACCUCUGGUCGCGAUUUCCUUGUUGGAUAUAUUUACAGGGGUGUGGAGACAUUGGGAAAGGAACUUUUUCUGUAUUUUGAUCAGAAAGCUUUAAGGAUUCACUUCGGUAUGAAUGGUUCCAUGCGCAUUAACCCUGAUGGAAGCAAAGACAGAAAUGGGGCACUACCAGUUUUGGAGAUACAGCUUACAGAGGAUACCAUUUGUUUUUUUGAGGUGACAGUGGAGUACAGAAAUGCAGCUGAGAGUAAGCAGAAAGUGAGAAUGAUGAAAAGCUUGGAUGUUUGUUCUCCAGAGUUUAACUUCUUAAGAGCAGAAAGUGAGAUUAAGCAGCAGAAAACCCGCAUGUUGUGUGAUGUGUUACUGGAUCAAGCAGUAUUACCUGGAGUGGGAAAUAUCAUAAAAAAUGAAGCACUGUUUGACAGUGGUCUUCAUCCAGCUGUUAAGGUUUGCCAACUGACAGAUGAGCAUAUACGUCACUUGGUGAAAAUGACACGUGAUUUUACCCUGCUCUUUUAUAAGUGCCGUAAAACUGGGUCUCCACUCUUCAAACACUACAAAGUGUACAAGCGCCCAACCUGUGGUCAGUGCAAUGGGAAGAUCACUGUAUGUCGUUUAGGAGAGAAUAACAGGAUGACUUACUUCUGCUGUCGAUGUCAAAAGGCAGAUCUCCACCUCGUCAAUAUUAGCACACUGCCAACUCGAAAUAGCCUAAUUGGCUGGGCAUAUGGCAGGGGGUCAUGUCCUAAUGAGCAUGUAGCUCAGAAAUCUGAAGAGGAGUGGACGUGUAUGCGCUGUACCCUAAUAAACAAGCCUUCUGCUGACAUUUGUGAUGCCUGUUUGACAUCAAGGCCUACAGUUCCAAAGACAGAGAAUGUUGAAGAUUCUGCAGCCUUUAACAUAAAGUUAAUUAAGUACCCUUGUAAUGAAUUCAGAAAACCGAGCACAGAAGUAAAGAUCAAUAGGAAAGCUGCAUUUGGAAGUACAACUCUCGUCUUAACAGAUCUUGGUAACAAAGCUGUUCUGAGAACUGAUACCCAAAUACCUGAUGGACACUCUCAGCAUGUUGCUUCAAAAAGCAAUUGUAAACAAACCCAACCCAAUGUCUACCAGUCAGGGGGAAGCACAGACAAGGACUGCUCAACACAUGUAACUGCUCUGGCUUUGUCUUCCUGUCAGCAACCUCUCUCUUUCAAACACGUACAGAAGAAACAGAAAACCAAUCAUACACCCUCGGUUCACCAAUAUAACACAGCAAUCAGCACACCUCCAGCUAAUAGGACAGAUGACGGCCGUACGUUAAGCACGGGCCAUCCUCGCUGCAGUAAACACAGCCGCCUCUGCAGCCUACAAGUUGUGAGAAAGGACGGAGAAAACAAGGGCAGGCAGUUUUAUACCUGCCCUCUGCCCAGGGAAACGCGCUGUGACCACUUCCAAUGGGCUGACUUGGAUUUUCCAUUCUGUAACCACGGCAAGCGAUGUGUUAUGAAGACUGUGCUGAAGAUUGGUCCCAAUAAUGGAAAGAAUUUUUUUGUGUGCCCUCUUGAGAGGGAAAAACAGUGUGGCUUUUUCCAGUGGGCAGAAAGUGGGCCAGGUAUGCAGGCUAUUCCUUGAUGUUGAUGUUCUAGUUACCUGCUUAAGUGCAUACAGCUUUCCCUGUAAUUCGUUUUGUCUUUUUCCCUGUUCACUGGGUAAUUAGUAAAACAGCUCCAACAACAUAAAAAACUGCAGAUCUGGAAAGAGUCAUUUUACAUAGUCCUAUAGAAAUUAAACACUACUUGUAUGCUGCAUACUAUUUUGAAGUAAACAUCUAGCUUGCAAUAUAUUGUGACGUUAUAUUUCUAAUAACAAUAUUGAACUUUUAUCACAUACAUGUCACUGCUGUGCUGAUAAACUUCAUAUGUUCAUAUAAAGCAUAUGUGAUUUAUAGAAUUGAUAACUUUAAUUUAGAUUAUUUUACACUGCUACACUUCCAUAAAUAUCAAUGUAUUUAGUAAAGGUGAACAAAAAAAUAUACUUAUUUUAAUACCACUUAAUGCAUUAUUUCCUCAGAGCUUAAAAUGAAACAGCAAUGGACUGUACAAUUCAAAUGUUACCACAGUUGAAUGUGUGACCUUGCUUACAUUUGGAAGAUAAAGACAAAAACUGCCCUAAAAUUAAUACCAUGAGUACAGUUUUCUUAAUUACAUAUUUUAAAUCCAGAUCUUAACAUUUUAUUCUAGUCGCUUCUGAACCUUUUUCCCCCAAUCCAUGUGUAAAUGCAUAAUAAAAUCAUACCCCUCAGGUGGUUAAAACUCA